UUUCCCCCAAGCGAGAGUUCCACCGCCGGCGGUGGGUCGGCCUUCGCCCGCCGUCGGAACGUCCGAAUUCGAGGGCAGGGCAUUGCUGACGUGUGCUUGUUGUGCAUGGGUUUUGGCCGAACAGCCCAGUCAUUUUCGGGUAGGGGAAAGAAAAACCGGGUACCCCUCCGGGGAGUGAGUAGUCAAGAUCGGAUGCACCCGGUGGAAAGACGAUUGAGGGUCGACGGCGAAGACAUCAACUCCGACGACAUCUACACGCUCGAGACCAUCGAGGUCUUCAAGGCGGAGGACCCGGGUCCCAACGAGUACGACGAGGCCGGGAGUCAGUUUGAGAUCACCACGGCGGGAAACUCGGGCCUCUGUGGGGUGUACAUGGACGCGGAUGGGUCGACAGAGUACCUUAUCGACCUCAACCGACAGAGCGACGGAAGUCUCCGCGCGGCCGGUAUCUGCGGCGUGUUUCGGGAGUGGGACGAGGCAGACCGGGCAGAGCUGGAGGAGGGCUGCGACGACUACGACCCCUGCAACGGGGAAUGCGGCGAGUUUCAGGUGUGCCUGUGCAACAAAGACAACGGGGAGGAGUGCGAGAGACGCGCGUAG
This is a messenger RNA of Ectocarpus sp. CCAP 1310/34, 600 nucleotides long. Lineage: Eukaryota; Phaeophyceae; Ectocarpales; Ectocarpaceae. The record is from the annotation of a GenBank genome assembly.